CACACACACACAUGUGGAAUUAUCAUUAACUAAAAGCCCAUUUGCUUUAGACUUACGUAAAGUGUUAUAAAUAUAAGUAUGUUAUAAAAAUUAAAUAUAUUAAAUUAUAAAGAAUUGUAUAUUUGCAAUAAGUUUCUACACUGCCAAACAUGAGUAACUCUGCAAAUUUUAAGAAACACAAUACUCACUAUCAACCAGAUGUUCACAUAAUGGGUUGCGUCGAACGAACACAGGGAGAUGGCAUGGAAAAUGUGACAGCAGACAAGAUUGAGAGUAAGCAAAGCCGAAGUCGUCUAGGGGACACUCUCAUUUAUCAUCCUACAAAUCUGAAACAAUUAAGAUCAACACCUCCAGUCACUCCUACCGGUACAAUAGUAAAUUUAGUGCCAAAGAAUAUUGAUAAUAUAAAACAAGAGAAGCGUAUUUUGCAUUCUUUAAAGUCAAAAGAACCAAAGUUUGUACCAUAUGAGCCUUACAAGGCAGCUGUUAAUCCAAUAGUACCAUUUGAAAAAAAGAAGAAAUUAUCUAAGAAUGAAUCUCGCAUGAACGCUACUAUUACACAGAUUGCUACAAUGAAAAUCCAAAAUAAUGAUAUGAGAUUAAAAGAUUGUGCAAAGGAAAAUAAGGAGAAAAUAUUGGAAAAUGAGUGGGACAGUGAGAAACAAAUGUAUGAAGCUGAAAUUCGCAAACUGAAGGAAGAAAAUAGUCAACUUGAAACUCAAUUGAAAUUUCAAGCACAGGUCAAUGGUGAAUUAAAGAACUUGUUGGUUGCUGCGGUAGGGGAGGAUCUGGAAACAAGAGUUCAUCUUUUAACCGAGGACAAAUUGCAACUUGCCAGAGCCUUACUGAGUUCAGCACAACAUUUAUCUACGCAUCAAGAACAAACAGAAUGGUUGGCAGGCCAGUGUGAAGUUUGGAGAAGUAAAUUUCUAGCUAGUAGCUUAAUGGUGGAAGAUUUGGCAAGAUGGAAGGCAGCACUUUGUCAAAGAGCAACAGAACUGCAGGAAACUAUAAAACGAUUGUUAGAAGAACAUAAUAUUAUUCGUGAUACCUCCCUUAAAACAUACAAAAUGCUUACAAUUCUACGAGAGAAAUUUGAUCCUAUAGGGACAUCUAGCAAGAAACAUGAAUUAGCGAGUACUAAUAUCAUAGAUCUGGCACAAGGAUGUUGUCAACUCACAGAAAUUCUAAAAGUCAGUCUUCUCAGCGGUAUUCCAGAUUCAGAAUUACGGAAGGAAAUUAAUAUAAUUGGUUUAGAUAUGAAAACACUUGCAGAAAAUAACGCGGAAAAGUUGCUAAUGAAUCAAAAAUUACCCAUGACUGGGAGAGAAGAUAUUGCCUGUUCCGCGGUGAUGGGAGCGGCGGUUGCAGUUGGCGGGCAAAUGUUUCUUCCACAAUGUGACACCAAUAACAUGACAUGUUGUCCGCAUUGCAGUGGCGAGAUUAAACAGAUUUAAAAAUGAUUCCACUUUUAUAUCUUCCAUCUGACAUUUUUUACACUAGAUAUAUAGAAUAUUUGCUGAUUCUUUUGUU
Messenger RNA from Camponotus floridanus (Florida carpenter ant), 1533 nucleotides. Its product is annotated as golgin-45. Lineage: Eukaryota; Metazoa; Arthropoda; Insecta; Hymenoptera; Formicidae. Gene Ontology annotation, cellular component: Golgi membrane. Bases 150 to 1457 code for a protein of 435 amino acids. The record is from RefSeq and is a predicted model, not a curated record. The transcript has 6 exons. Gene Ontology annotation, biological process: Golgi to plasma membrane protein transport; Golgi organization.